UAUUUGAGUUGCGCAGUGAUACUAGUGAAAUAAUUGCUACCUAAAAUGUUAUACAUGGCACAACUUGUGGUUUAAUUCGCGUAUUGUUCAAAUGACAGCGUGUGUUUGGAUUUAGCCAAUCGUGGGCGGGAACCAGCUCGGGAUGUGGAACGGUGCAUUGUGGGAGGAAACAAGAUGCGGCCGUCAUACCCGGAAAAAGCCUGCGAAUAGCAGCCAAUCGGCAAGCAGGCAGGAAGACAAGGGCGGUGCUGGAAAAGAAAGCACAUUGUCGUUCAAGAAGAGCAAUACAUUUCGCCAUACCGUGUGACGUUCAGACUGCACAAUUUACAAAAGUCUACAGCCAACAUGUCUGACAAGAAGGCCGUGAUAAAGAAUGCGGACAUGUCCGAAGAAAUGCAACAGGAUGCCGUGGACUGUGCAAUGCAGGCCAUGGAAAAGUAUAACAUUGAGAAGGACAUCGCUGCCUAUGUCAAAAAAGAGUUUGACAAGAAAUACAACCCCACAUGGCACUGCAUCGUGGGCCGGAACUUUGGCAGCUACGUGACGCACGAGACCAAGCACUUCAUCUACUUCUACCUCGGCCAAGUGGCCAUCCUACUCUUCAAGUCGGGCUGAAUCCGCUUGGUCUUUUUUUUGGUCAUCACUCAUUAAAACAACUCCAUACUGUCCGUCAGACACGUAGCAGAUGGGACUCCCUCGGGAAGUCCUCGCUCAGACUUUUUGUUAACGAAUGAAGAUGGUGCUGUGUUGACCAUGUUUCUGGAGGAAUUUUUGGUUGAUGUACUGUGAGAGAAGCUUGUAUGUACAUCUAUGUCAUAAUUUUCCACGAAAUUGAAAGUGAUUGAAUUUUUGUUGUGAAAAGUCUUAAUUUUCUGUGCCUCAACGUUUCCAUCAUGCUAAUUAAAAUGUGACACUUCCAAGUUUGGUAUGUGUUUCAACUUCACUGUUGUUACUGUUUGUUGGAUCUGUCAGUGUGUGGUGUAAUAUUCCAUACAUUCUGCACAACACUUGGAAUUAAAUAUUGACUUGUGUUUACUGAAA
Molecule: messenger RNA, 1041 nt
Organism: Corythoichthys intestinalis (scribbled pipefish)
Lineage: Eukaryota; Metazoa; Chordata; Actinopteri; Syngnathiformes; Syngnathidae
Product: dynein light chain 2, cytoplasmic-like
Exons: 3
Coding region: 346-615 (89 amino acids)
Biological process (GO): microtubule-based process
Cellular component (GO): cytoplasmic dynein complex
Molecular function (GO): dynein intermediate chain binding
Source: RefSeq, a predicted model, not a curated record